Paramormyrops kingsleyae is the source of this 2644-nucleotide messenger RNA. Lineage: Eukaryota; Metazoa; Chordata; Actinopteri; Osteoglossiformes; Mormyridae. The record is from RefSeq and is a predicted model, not a curated record.
CACGUUUCCUAGAUAAGGAUAGCGCCUUGUUCAGAGAUGCUGAUCAGAGGACAGUCGUAGCAUCAGUACCACUACUGAUUUCGGUGGGAUGGAGGCGAAAAGCUUGGGUGCUGCAUACGACUCGCAUCGACAUGGCUAUUUGCUGUCCCCGCAGCCGACCGGAGUCUAGCGGUGCUUAAAUCCGCUCCUCCUGCCCGCCAGCCAUCUGCCUCGGUCAGCUGGAUGCCUGGGAGUCUCUGCGGUCUUUCAGAUAUAUAAAGUCACCAGACCCAGGAGCAACAGUGGCCCUGUGAAGAGCCUCCUGUACUGUGGUGUUACGAGCACGGCAUCAGAUAACCAGCCACUGCAAGAUUUAAUGGGAAGGAAGGACAUGUCACAAAGACGGACCGGAAAAGUGGCAGAAGUUCGAAGGCGGCCAGGCGUUAAAUGACAAGGAGGGAACAGGAACGCCUAUCUUCAUUAAACAAAGUUCCAUUAAUUGCCCAUAGAGUGUCCGGUUAAUAAAAAUUAAUGUCAAGUGUCAAAGCGAAGCAGCGUAUUGCUGCCUAGCUGGAAAUAAUUUUGCUAAUGGAAAAAAUUCUGGUUAAUAUUCGAUGCACUAGACACAAGUAAAUGCAACAUAAUGCCUUCAAAGGUCUCUUGCUUAUAUGUUCUGACAGUCCUUUGCUGGGCAAGUGCUCUCUGGUACUUAAGUAUAUCGCGGCCAUCAACCUCCUACGUUGGGCAGUUCUCCAUACCCAUACGAAAGACAGUGAAGCACAAGAAUAUUACCAUCAACAACAUCCGCACCCGCCCCCUGAACCCGCACGCUUUCGAAUUCAUCAUCAACGAGCCGAAGAAGUGCGAGACCGACCCACCGUUCCUCGUCAUCCUCAUCAGCACAACACACAAGGAAUUUGAUGCCCGACAAGCCAUCCGGGAGACCUGGGGGGACGAGGGCAGCCUGAGCGACAUACGAAUCAUCACGCUGUUCCUGCUGGGCAAGAACACGGAUGCCGUCCUCAACCAGAUGGUGGAACAGGAGAGCCAGAUCUUCCACGACAUCGUGGUGGAGGACUUCAUCGACUCCUACCACAACCUUACCCUCAAGACGCUCAUGGGCAUGCGGUGGGUUGCCACCUACUGCCCCAAGGCCAAAUACGUCAUGAAGGCGGACAGUGACAUCUUUGUCAACAUGGACAACCUGAUCUACAAGCUCCUAAAGCCCAACACCAAGCCCAGGAGAAGGUACUUCACAGGUUACGUCAUCAAUGGCGGCCCCAUUCGGGACACACGGAGCAAGUGGUACAUGCCCCGGGACUUGUACCCCGACAGCAAGUAUCCCCCUUUUUGCUCGGGUACGGGAUACGUGUUUUCGGCCGACGUUGCUGACCUUAUCUACAAGACGUCUCUCCACACGCGGCUCCUGCACCUAGAGGACGUCUACGUGGGGCUGUGCCUGCGCAAAUUAGGCAUCCACCCCUUCCAGAACAGCGGCUUCAACCACUGGAAGAUGGCCUACAGUCUUUGUAGGUAUCGCCGGGUGGUCACAGUGCACCAGAUCUCCCCCGAUGAAAUGCACAGGGUCUGGAAUGACAUGUCCAGCAAGAAGCACCUCAGAUGUUAACAGUGUGUAAGGACCAGACCAACUCCCAUCCUGUUUUUCUCUGAAGUGUGUUAUUAAACCCCAGAAUCAGACGACUGAACAAUGCUUCAUCUGAUGACAGCUUCAUGCCUGGACACCUGCUGUUGCCUACGAAAAUCGUGCCUCGGCAGUUAAUGAGUACAUACGGCUUAGUCCCCACAUGUUCUCGCUUAAUCAACUGUGACAGUGAAAUUGUGUUUUACAGCUUGUCUGGAAACAGUUGGGAGUUAAAAACAACUAUCACGAUACAGCACAUUUCCAUGAUUUUCACAAUGAAAUGCUUGAAAUUUGCUAUUACCACAUGCAAAUUUACCAAAUUGGUCUUUUUUUCUUUUUUUUCUUUUUUACAAGCAAGCAGAGCCUAAUCUAUGUAAAACACAUAGGUACAAGGCUACAGCCUACACAUAGUCUACAAUUAUGUUACUUGGUGCUACUGUGUACUGUACCUGAGCUUUGGGAAGAAAAUGACUGAUGUUACUUAGCAUCUAAUUAACUACUAUUUAAGUUUACUGGUAUACCUAGAUCACUUGGAUAAAGGGUAAGGUCAAAGGAAACGAUCGUUCUUUGUGAGGGGCAGAACCACAGGGGCACUGACCCCAGCUGAAAGCUGAUUGGCCCCCCAGUUACUCACUGAUUCAAAAACCUAUUUAUCCAAAACGACUUAGAGUAGAGGGAGAGGUAUUGGCUUAUGCGCAUACCCUAGGAUACCCACGAUCUUUACGUUGUUGCUGUGUUGCUCUGCUUGUUCAGCCACUGGUGCCUGUAUCAUUGUCUAAUGCAGUGUUUCCCAACCAAGUCCUCAGGGAACCCCGGACUGUCCACGAUUUUGCUCCUUCCCAGCUCCCAGCCAAUCAGGAGCACCGAAUACCUGGUACAGGUGUGCUGGGAGCUGGGAGGAAGCAGAAACGUGGACUGUCCGGGGUUCCUGGGUUAGGAAACACCUGUCUAAUUAUGUUUGGUCCCUCUGUAUGAAUUAUGCCAACUUGUAUGCCUUCUACAUUAUAAAAUCAUAGAAUUGCC